AUGAUUGAUAUAGAAUUAUGUAAUAAUGUAAUAAUAAAAGAAUUUAAUCCAGAAAAUGUACUUUAUAGAGGUGAAGCAUUUAUAGGUGGACCAGCAGGUCAAUUAUUACAAGGUAUAAUAGAUUUAUAUGAUAAUGAAGGAUAUCAUAUAAAAAAUUCAUUAAAUUAUUUAAUACCAACAUUACAUUAUCAAUCCAAUGAAUUCAAUACCAAUAAAUACAAUGAAUUCAAUACCAACAAAUCAACUACUAAUGGAAUUACUAAUGAAAUUAAUGAUGAUUUGAAUGGAAAUAUUAAUUUAAUUAAAAAUUCUGAUGGUUCAUUAACUGUAUCAUUACUUAAAAAUAAUAUUGCUGCACCUAAAGUAGCUACUGGUACUACUGAAGAAAAUGUUAGUACUAAAAUUGCUGCUAAUGUAGCUACUGGUAGUACUGAAGAAAAUAAUAGUACUAAAAUUGCUGCUGUUAUUGCUGCACCUAAAGUAGUUACUACUAAGGGAGGUUCAGGUACUAAGGUUAGUAGUACUAAUAAUAAUACUAUUAGUACUAAGGAUAGUACAGUUGUACUAAAGCUCCGUUACGGUGGAAAAUUCUACUAUCCAAAUUGCUGCUGUAAUUGCUGCACCUAA
Theileria annulata is the source of this 627-nucleotide messenger RNA. RefSeq lists its product as uncharacterized. The transcript has 3 exons. Bases 1 to 627 code for a protein of 208 amino acids. Lineage: Eukaryota; Apicomplexa; Aconoidasida; Piroplasmida; Theileriidae. The record is from RefSeq and is a predicted model, not a curated record.